This is a messenger RNA of Osmia bicornis bicornis, 1542 nucleotides long. RefSeq names its product L-galactose dehydrogenase-like. Lineage: Eukaryota; Metazoa; Arthropoda; Insecta; Hymenoptera; Megachilidae. The transcript is spliced from 9 exons. Gene Ontology annotation, cellular component: cytosol. The record is from RefSeq and is a predicted model, not a curated record. Gene Ontology annotation, molecular function: L-galactose dehydrogenase activity. The coding region runs from base 288 to 1343 and encodes 351 amino acids.
CUUAGCAGAUAUCCCUUAACUUGAUGAUAAUACUAUCUUGACAUGUUAAUUGAUUACUUUCAACUUUCACAAAAAUAUAUACAAUAUCAUAUUCUUCAACUUCAAGAGCCCUUGAACAUUAAUAAUAUAAAAACAAGAUAUAUUUAACGUGGAAAUAAAUAGCCUGUUUAUUUAUAUCAUAUAACAAUUACAGAACAGAACAAAAACAGAACAAAAACAGAACACUGUUUAUUUAUAUUAUAUAACAAUUAACAGAAAAAUUGCUGUGCAUUGUAUAUAAUAAAAAAAUGUUACCGCCAACUUACGUCGAAGGUUUUCACGACCUGGAAGCUGUGAAAACAAUGGAAUAUAGGCCACUUGGCAAAACCGGCUUAUUAGUUAGUAAAUUAUCACUUGGUGGUGGAAUAUUUGGUUGCCAUUAUGGAGAAUUCGAUGAAGAAGAAGCUAUUGAAGUAAUACGUCAAGGCAUCAAGCAGGGAAUUAAUUAUAUUGAUACUGCACCAUGGUACGGCCAAGGCCGUUCUGAGACCAUAAUUGGAAAAGCUCUCAAAGACAUUCCUCGUCAAGCAUAUUAUAUCGCGACAAAAGUCGGAAGAUAUGAAUUAAAUUACGAAAAUAUGUUUGAUUUCUCGAAAGAGAAAACUAGAAACAGUUUCAAUAAAAGUUUAAAACUUCUCGAUUUAGAUUACGUGGAUAUCAUACAGGUUCACGACAUUGAAUUUGCACAAAGCUUGGACGUAAUAAUUACCCAAACUUUACCGGAAUUGUCGGAGAAAGUUGCGGAGGGGAAAGCAAAACACAUUGGUAUCACCGGGUAUCCGGUAUCGGUUUUAAAAAAAUGUAUCGAAAAAAGUAAUAUUAACAUAAGUGUAAUCCUGAGCUAUGCAAGAUACACGUUAAUAGACAAUACUUUGUGCGAAUACAUUCCAUUUUUUAAGGAGCACAACAUUGGCAUAAUUAAUGCUGCAGCACCAUGUAUGGGAUUAUUAACUAAUAAGGGUCCACCAUCUUGGCAUCCAAGUUCAGAUAAUACUAAAAAGAUAUGCGCCGAGGCUGGAAAUUAUUGCAAGGAGCAUGAUACUGAAUUAGCAAAAUUAGCAUUAUGGUACACUAUGCAAUGUGAAGACAUAGCCACUUACCUGGUUGGAAUUCAAAACUUAAAAGAGUUGAAGAUGAACCUUAAUGUACUUAAAAAUGGCAUUACAGAAAGGGAGGAAACUCUAUUACAAGAAGUUCAGGAAAAAUACAUGAGUAAAAUAACAGAACGACAUUGGGAGAAUAACGAGGUUCAAAUAUAUUGGAAAAAUGUAAGGUUCAAAUGCUUCAGCAACCCAAAAGCAUGAAAAUGCAUUGGACAUGUACAUCCUGUUAUAAUAGAUGAUGCAGUUUAUACAAUGAAAUUUCUUCCGUUAGAAUUGUUUUACUUCAUUUAACUUUUUAUGUAUAUGUACUUUUAAGCUCAUAAAAAAUAUGAGAUAUGCAAUAGCAAAGAAACUGAUAAUUUUAAAUAAUUAUUAAAAUGAAUAGAAAUUAAUGCACAUA